AUGUUCCUGUCCUCAGAUCCGGCAACAAAAGCGCCAGAUGGACAUGAUUCUGAUUGUGACGAUGGCAUCGAGGAGCAACAUUCUCUGACAACCAGACACCCCAGACCCAGAAGCCAGGAGCGUCGGCCCACCAGCGGAAGUAGUCUGACUCAGGCGUAUCAAAACAAUAUCCCGUCGGGAUGGCUAGAAGAGCAGGUUCAUCCUGGUUCACCAGAAGCGGACCCCAGCCGAAGCGCGGCGGUAAAACAGGAGGUCAUUCAAGACACAGCGGAAGUACCGCAGCAGCCACAGCAAGAGACCCGAUCGAAUGCCUUUCCGUCGCUAGGGAGAGAGACUCGGGAUCCAUUUGACACACAGAAUCUUCCGCCACACCUCGCAACCUUGUCCGAAUCUAUGACGAGGUAUCAACAUAAAUUAAAUGCCAUCCACAAUGCACUCAUGAGUCCUCGAAGGCAGCCUUCGUACAACUCGGACUUCUACCAAGCACUUCCACAUGGGCUGCCAUUUCUCCCGUCGCCGACUCAGGACCCAUGGCGGUCUGACAGCAAUCAUGGAGUUCCGUUCGAGGACCACAAUACUGCAACUGCAGGAGAAGCGAUGAGGACGGGAGCUUAUGUCGACAGAGAAGAUGAUCAGCGAUUCGAGUCAAAGCAUCCUCUUGAAGACCUUCAGGGCUAUUCGACCAACGAUCCCGGGGCACAGGAUAGCUUUCGGUUGCCGAGCCCUCUGGAGCACUCGCCGCCGGCCAUCAAAACCGAUCGGGCAGGAUCUGCAGAGACAGAGAAAGCAAUCGGCGAGCAUUCACCGGAUUACACCCAACAUGAGAACACACCCAACCUUUUGGUAGGAGCAGGAGAAUACCCAACCGACAACGCCUCACCGCAUGAAACAGACAUUUGUCAGUUUCGAGAGUGUGCCUUCCAUGGUACUUUGAGGCAGGCUCAGCCUGACCUUUCCCGAGAACGGCACAGCCUUGCCCAGGAACAAGUUCGAGCAACAUCAGAUGUGGACGAGCAGCCGCCUAUCUCUGCACAGGACCAAGUUUUGGAUCGCGACCUGGUGACGGCCGCGGAUGGCAACUUCACCGUCCCAAGAAACCUUAGCUGGGGCAUCAACAGCGACAGUAUCAGGAGAUUCGAGGCCGAGGUCCUACGAAAGAGGCCCGACAUGACACAGCAAGAGAGGAACGAAGCGUUACUGAUGUUCCACAUCCGGGAACAGGCGCGGCAGUCGGUCAACGGAGGGAGAGAACCGGGCCUAGAACCAGGGAACUCUCAGGUAACCUCGUGGCCUUCUUCCGAAAUGCCAGGGGCGCAAACAUCGGUUCCAACGUGCUCUUGCUCAAAGGGUGCACUGUGCACAUGUUCUUCGGGCUCCUGCAGAUGUGGCACGGAUGGCCCUGGCCCUGCGGUUUCGCCGAUCAGCCGGAAAGCAACGAGUACCAGCUCGGGACCGUCCAAGGCUGCUGUUCCAGGUUCACCACUCCGUCCUCUGUCUAACAAGACGGAUGAUCAUCAAACAGGACAGAGAUUGAUCAGCCGGCCAGACACGCCUCGGCCACUUCCCGAGUCAGGCCCGUCGACGCCUUUCUCGCUCCAAGCCCUCCGGCACUCCAUUCGACAGAGUGUCGAACCAGAGUUGCCGCAUCCAAAUUGGCAGCGUGAAUCAACGCCUGGCUAUGAAGAUCGCUCAGCCACCCCGUCGCCAUUGUCUAGACAGGGCGUGGACGUCAACGCCGACGUCGACAUGCCAGACGCUCCGGAUGGAUUGGCACAAGUAACGUUGGGACGACAGGCUUCUCUGCCUCCAUCGAUGCCGCACCCGGGACGCAGUCGAUCUCAGUCUCCAGAUAAGCCGGCCACGCCGAUACGGAACCCGAACCCGCUCCCUCCCGUGCCUCCCAUCCCGGGAAGUGGAAGUCCUCUGAAGCAGCCCAAACGCGCGGAUCGAAGGAAAUCUGCAGCCGCAGCCGCAGUCCAGGGUGCUAAAGUCGACAAGAGAUCGGUGACGGCGACGGCGACAGCAAGACUAGGCGCUUCGAAACCGAAGAGCAGAAACGUGACUCGAAAAGCCACGGCGUCUGUGGGUAGACUGGUCGAACAGGCUAAGGCCGAGAAAAUGGACAAGGCUGCGGCCGCUGCGGCGGGCGAUCGAGACUGUGAUGCCGAGAAGACGAAGCCCACGGCGGGUAGCAAGGUCGCGGCGGCAGUUGAGAAGAUCGAGCAGCAGGUCCGCGACCGCGAGCAGGAGGAAACGGGAAAGAAUGUCAUUCUCAAGCAGAAGGAUGGGACGCCAGUCCGCAGAAGCCAGCGGGCGAACAAGGGGACGAGGAUGUCGCUGGAUUGA
This is a messenger RNA of Capronia epimyces CBS 606.96, 2346 nucleotides long. RefSeq lists its product as uncharacterized. NCBI's taxonomy places the organism in Eukaryota, Fungi, Ascomycota, Eurotiomycetes, Chaetothyriales, Herpotrichiellaceae. The coding region runs from base 1 to 2346 and encodes 781 amino acids. The transcript has a single exon. The record is from RefSeq and is a predicted model, not a curated record.